Poecilia latipinna (sailfin molly) is the source of this 6943-nucleotide messenger RNA. RefSeq names its product adenylate cyclase 3a (gene adcy3a). Gene Ontology annotation, biological process: adenylate cyclase-activating G protein-coupled receptor signaling pathway; intracellular signal transduction; cAMP biosynthetic process. Gene Ontology annotation, cellular component: plasma membrane. The transcript has 20 exons. Gene Ontology annotation, molecular function: adenylate cyclase activity. NCBI's taxonomy places the organism in Eukaryota, Metazoa, Chordata, Actinopteri, Cyprinodontiformes, Poeciliidae. The coding region runs from base 1308 to 4673 and encodes 1121 amino acids. The record is from RefSeq and is a predicted model, not a curated record.
CUAACCCGUACCAAGAUGGCGAUGGUAUUGCCGCAUCGUUCGUAUCAACAGCAGUAGUCAAGGCGACAUCAUCAUGUACAUCUUUGAAUGCUUUUGGUUUUCCGUUUUCUGCUGAGAACAGAUGCGGUGCUAAGUCAGGGUGACUCUCUCUUUUACGUUUAUUUUCUCUCACUGAGUUAUUUAUUUUGAUGAAAAAUAUUCCCUCCGUAUGGCUGUGUUAUUGUAAACUGCAGCAUUUCAAGAGGACUGCGAGAAGCCUCGUUAUUCUAAUGGUAAUUAUAUUUAGCACAAACAAUGAGACGUAAUCUGGCGUUACUGAAGGUAAGUGGAAGUAGGAGGACAUAUGAUGUACAUAAUUUCCCAAACAUCCAGAACAGCUUAUAGAAAUGAAAUGUGUCCUGCAUGCUAGGUUCAUGGAAACAGGGAAUAAGGAUUGGAGAAUAAGGGGAUGAAGGAAAAAUCCUAGUCAGAGGAGUGUGUGUAAUAUGUACAUCUUUUAAUUGAGAGGCUUUUGCAACCGAAGAUGGGGUUGCCUGUCGAUAAGCAGUGAAAAAAGUAAUGUAUAGACUCUAGGUAUGUAAGAUUAGGAUGUUAGAUUUUAGACGUGCUUCCACAACAUACCUGUGUGAGGGAGCAAACAUGUUGCUAUGCAGGCCAACAUGCACAUGUUGUCUAUAUAUAUAAAAUCACUUGCAAGACAGAUACUUUAUCUAUCUAUCUAUCUAUCUAUCUAUCUAUCUAUCUAUCUAUCUAUCUAUCUAUCUAUCUAUCUAUCUAUCUAUCUAUCUAUCUAUCUAUCUGUGGACAUAAUCUAUGCUACAGCUAUUGUUGGAUGGGUAUAAAUAUCUAUGUGCUAAACUUUCUGUCUAUCUGUAUUCAGGCAUGGAAAGAUGAAGAAGGAAACUAUUCAAUUCAGAGAAAUGAUGAAGAAACAAAUUCUUCAAAAAUAGACAAAUAUGGGAUAUAGCAGAAAGUCACAUAUUGUUAAUGAAUUUUGAAGCAUCUAAUCAGUAUUGAUUCAUCUUUCUGAUAAACGAUAGAACUACCCUGUGCUGGUGACAGAACAUUGAUUGACUGCAUUGGACUAAGGGGACAUCAGUGCUGUGAUGAAAGAAUACAUCUCUCCAGUGCUGUUGUAAGUUAUGAGAACACUUGAUUGUGUGUGCUCAGAAGAAUCAAGACCACUCUGCAAAGAGAAAAGUGAUACAUUUGAACAUUAUUUUUAUAUUAAUCCACUGCUGCAGGACAACAUGCCUUAUAUUCUUUGAUUAAAACAAGACUGAAAAUUUUGGUUCAGAGUUUUCACCAUGCCUCGCAAUCAAGCUUUUUCUGAACCAGAGUACUCUGUGGAGUAUUCAGCAGACUGCUCUGUGACAUUGCCCUCUGAUCCGGGGCAGGCUGUUGGGCGAACACACGAGGUUACAGUUCGAAAUUCUGGAUCCUGCCUUUGCCUGCCACGGUUUAUGCGCCUGACAUUUGCACCAGAGUCGUUGGAGAAUCUCUACCAGACCUACUUCAGAAGGCAGAGACAUGAAACACUUUUGGUGCUGGUUGUGUUUGCUGCUCUUUUUGAUAGUUACAUCCUCAUCAUGUGUGCAGUGGUUUAUACCUCUGAAAAACUUGCAUCUGUUUCUGUGGCAACUGUGGGAUUGGCAGGAGAUAUUCUUCUCUACCUGCUGUGCCGCUUUGGGUUGUUACCAGACCGGAUCUCAAGACGUUUUGUGCCCUAUUCCCUCUGGGUCCUUAUCGCAUUACAGAUAUUUUGCCACUUGGGUCUAAACUAUGCUCGUUUCCACCAGGCUAGUGACACAGUGGGUUGGCAGGCCUUCUUCAGCUUUUCUUUUUUCCUUACUCUGCCUUUGAGACUAACACCCAUUGUGCUCAUCACUACUGUAUCCUGUGGGGUUCACACCCUGGUUCUUGGAGUCACCAUUGCUCAGCAGCAGCAGGAGAACAUCCAGGGCUCAGCGCUCGCCAGACAGCUACUGGCCAACAUUGUGAUCUAUAUUUGUGCCAUCACCGUGGGUGUCACAUCGUACUACAUGGCUGACCGGAAGCAUCGAAAGGCUUUUCUGGAAGCAAGACAGUCACUGGAGGUUAAACUUAACCUAGAAGAGCAAAGCCAGCAACAGGAACGUCUCCUGCUCUCCAUUCUUCCCAAGCAUAUAGCUGAUGAGAUGCUUCAGGAUAUGAAGAAGGAGCCCAGUCAAAAAGAGAUGCAACAGUUCAACACCAUGUACAUGUACAGGCAUGAAAAUGUCAGUAUUUUGUUUGCAGAUAUUGUGGGUUUCACCCAGCUGUCGUCAUCUUGCAGUGCCCAGGAGCUGGUGAAGCUGCUCAAUGAGCUCUUUGCUCGCUUUGACAAGCUGGCUGCUAAAUAUCAUCAAUUGAGGAUCAAGAUCCUGGGAGACUGCUAUUACUGCAUCUGUGGACUUCCAGAAUACAGGGGAGACCAUGCUGCCUGUUCCAUCAGGAUGGGCCUGGCAAUGGUGGAUGCCAUCUCGUAUGUUCGUGAAAAAACCCAAACCAAUGUUGAUAUGAGGGUUGGAGUUCACAGUGGAACAGUACUUGGAGGAGUGCUGGGACAGAAACGCUGGCAGUAUGAUGUUUGGUCUACGGAUGUCACAGUAGCCAACAAAAUGGAAGCAGGAGGCAUUCCAGGACGUGUUCACAUCUCACAAAGUACCAUGGAGUGUCUUCAUGGAGAGUUCAAUGUGGAGCCAGGAAAUGGAGGCGAUCGCUGUGACUAUCUGAGAGAGAGAGGUAUUGAGACCUACCUGGUGACGGUAUCUAAAGAUCCCCUGGGAAGAAAUGGAAUCAGUCCUGUGAAGCUGUCAGUAACCUCUUCUAAUGGAAAUUCCCCACUAUUAAUCAACACAACAGAGUGUAACGGCAGCGUGGAGGCAGCCUGCAACACACCUGAAGAACCAGAAGAGUUGGACACAAGGGUAGUGAACCCAUCUUUUCCAAAUCCACGGAGGAGGCUCCGACUGCGGGACCUGGCUGAACGGGUGAUUGAUGCCCAAGAGAAUGAGCAAGAGCUCAACAAGUUGCUUAAUGAGGCUCUGUUGGAGAGAGAAACAGUUCAAGCUCUGAAGGGAAAACACACCAACAGACUUUCUUUGAGGUUUGUGGAUCCAGACCUAGAGGUUCGUUAUUCUAUUGAGAAGGAGAAGCAGAGUGGUGCUGCGUUCUGUUGCUCCUGUGUUGUUCUUCUCUUUACUACAGUAAUGGAGGCACUCAUAGACCACAGGCUCAUUAUAAACUACAUCACCUUUGGAGUAGGAGAGAUUUUGCUGUUUAUCCUGACAAUCUGCUCUCUUGCGGCUAUCUUUCCAGGAGUCUUUCCCAAAAAGUUGGUGUCUUUCUCAAUCUGGAUUGACCACACCCGUUGGGCUCGAAAUACGUGGGCCAUUGCAGCUAUUUUCAUCUUAACCAUGGCAGACCUUUUAGAUAUGCUCAGUUGUACACCUGGAGUCCCAGAUUCAGGCAGCACCACAGCGGCUCCAUUUUCUUCCUCAUCUUCACAGUCCAGCCUUGGAGGAUGCCUGAAUAAUCCUAAAUAUUACAGCUUUAUAGCAGUGCUUGCACUAAUAGCCACUACCAUGCUAGUUCAGGUCAGUCACAUGGUCAAGCUUACGCUGAUGCUACUUAUAACAGCAACAACUGGCAUCGUUAACAUCUACAGUUGGAAAGACAUCUUUGACCACUACGACAUGGUUCGCUUCCAAGAAUACAGCUCAGAGAUGGUUCCCUCCAAGUUCACCAUGACAGUUAUGAUCUUCAUUAUGAUGGUCAGCUUCUAUUACUUCUCCAGACAUGUGGAGAAGCUUGCUCGCACGCUUUUCUUAUGGAAGAUAGAAGUCCAUGAGCAGAAGGAGAAAGUAUAUGAAAUGAGGCGCUGGAAUGAAGCUCUCGUAACAAACAUGUUACCUGAACACGUGGCUCGACACUUCCUGGGUUCCAAGAAAAGGGAUGAGGAGUUGUACAGCCAGUCAUACGAUGAGAUUGGUGUCAUGUUUGCCUCAAUUCCCAACUUCUCUGACUUUUACACAGAGGAGAGCAUCAAUAAUGGUGGCAUUGAAUGUCUACGGUUUCUCAACGAGAUCAUCUCAGACUUUGAUAGUCUACUGGAUGAGCCCAAAUUUCGCUACAUCACAAAGAUCAAGACCAUUGGGAGCACAUACAUGGCAGCAUCAGGUGUCACCUCUGAUGUCAAUGAUGGUUACAUGUACAUGAAGAAGGAAGAGCAGUCUGACAGAGAGCGCUGGCAGCACCUGGCAGACUUGGCAGACUUUGCUCUGGCCAUGAAGGUGACACUAAUGAACAUCAACUACCAGUCAUUCAACAACUUCAUGCUACGCAUUGGCCUGAAUAAAGGAGGAGUGCUAGCUGGAGUGAUUGGUGCCCGGAAACCCCACUAUGACAUCUGGGGAAACACUGUGAAUGUGGCCAGUCGUAUGGAGUCCACAGGAGUGAUGGGAAAUAUCCAGGUAGUGGAGGACUGCUAUAAUAUUUUGAAGGAGUAUGGCUUCCGCUUUGUGAGAAGAGGACCCAUCUUUGUAAAGGGAAAAGGAGAACUGCUCACUUAUUUUCUUAAAGGAAGAGACAAACAGGGCUCAUUUAUUAAUGGUUCAUCCGUCACUCUACCACAUCAAGUAGUAGAUAGUUAAAGUCUUCGGAUCUUUAGUCGAACACUUCUUUUUCCCAUCAGCCACUUCUACAUUGUUUUGAAAGGAGAACCAAAAUUUACUUUAAAGGUUUAAAAGUACAAUUAUGUAUCACAAUUUCAGAAAUGUCUAUCAGUCUGCAACACUUUAGAAAGAUGGAAAGAUAGAUGGCCAGAUACAGUGGGUGGAAAAGUAUUUAGUCAGCCACCAGUUGUGCAAGUUCUCCCAUUUUAAAGAUGAGAAGCCUGUAAUUGACAUCACAGGUAGAUCUCACCUAUGAGAGACAAAAUGAGAAAACAUCUAGAAAAUCACAUUGUCUGAUUUUUUUAAAGGAAUUUAUUUGCAAAUUAUGGUGGAAAAUAAGUAUUUGGUCAAUAACACACAAGCAAGAUUUCUGGUUCUCACAGCCCUAUAACUUCUGUAAGAAGAAUGAAUGGGGCCAUGUGUCGUGAGAUUUUCAGUGCAAACCUCCUUCCAUCAGCAAGAUGGAAGUGGCUGGGUCUUUCAGCAUGACAGUGAUCCCAAACACACCACCUGGGCAACGAAGGAGUUGCUUCUUAAGAAGCAUUUCAAGGUCCUGAAAUGCUUCUCGCCAGUUUCCAGAUCUCAACCCCAUAGAACACCUUUGGAAGGAGGUGAAAGUCCGUGUUGCCCAGCGACAGCCCCAAAACAUCCCUGCUCCAGAGGAGAUCUACAUGGAGGAAUGGUCCAACAUAUCAGCAACAGUGUGUGCCAACUUUGUGAAGACUUAUAGAAAACAUUUGACCUCUGUCAUUGCCAACAAAAGAUAUAUAACAAAGUAUUGAGAUAAACUUUUGUUAUUGACCAAAUACUUAUUUUCCACCAUAAUUUGCAAAAAAAUUCUUUAAAAAAUCAGACAAUGUGAUUUUCUAGAUAUGUUCUCUCUUUCUGUCUCUCAUACUGGAAGUCUAUAUGAUGUCAAUUACAGGCCUCUCUCAUCUUUUUAGGUGAGAGAACUUGCACAAUUGGCGGCUGACGAAAUACUGUUUCCCCACUGUAGUGUUUUAUAAUUAAUUUUUAUGCUAAUUUUAAUUUAAAUUAAAUAAUUCAUAACAGUAUUACUUAGAAAUGCCAUUUAGUAGUGCCAUGCGUAGCUUAUGCCAUAUAUUUAGACAAACUUUAUAAAACGACACAAUUGGUUACUGUUAUUGGAGUUUAAAUGGACUAAGCUUUUCAUUUUUUAGGUCAGUUGGGAUUAGAGAAAUAUUAACACAGAAGGAGUCUGUCAUAUUUGCUGUAUGGGUUAUCACAAAGUAAUGGCCAUCACAAAGUCCCGAUUUGAAUCCCAAAGAAUCCCUAGACGACAGUGACGUCACCUCAGACUGCCGUCUGUGGAAAUACCCAGUUUUGGGAUGUAUCAGAAAUGGGCAAGUGGAGAGAGAGCUGGUGGACUGCUUCGUACAAAGAGCAAAAAUAACACAUCUCAAAUGUGAAAAAACUGAAGUUGAUUUUAGACCUUUGGGAAAAUACGAGUACCUAAAAUACUAUUUUCAGCUUGGGAGUGGAUGAAAAGAAUAAAUACCUUGUUGUACACCGAGACAACAUACUGGACAGAAUCUUUAUACAAGAGGGAACUGUACUUGAGAAAGCUUAGGUCCUUUAGUACAGUGUCAGGGUUUCCAAGUCAAGUCUCCAACCUCUGUAAUAAAUAAUUUCUCAUCAAAUCCACAACAUCUAGCUACAUCUUUAUGGUAUAGGAAUCCAAACUUGUGCUGUUUUUCCUUAGGCUUAAGUACUAUAUGAACAUUUAUUACUUCUCUUUAAAUGUAGUAAUUCAAAGCACAUUUUUAACAAGACUGGAUUAGAAGAAGUAAGAAAUUCAUUAAAACCUUGCAAGAUAAAAAAUAAAUUAAUACAAAGUCAAAGGAGUCUGAAACCUGUUCUAGCUAACAGGCUGGGACUGUUUGUGUAGGACUUUAUAUUAUUUUAAAAGUCCAUCAAAUAUUGUAUUUACCCCUUCAGAAUUUUCUUAAGAGUUUGUUUCAAAAUUUAAUCAUGAAUUGCAGAAUUUGUUUUUAUGCACUAACAAAAUGACAGAGACCUUCUAAUGCUGAAUUUCUAGAUGAAUCAAAAACAAAGUGUUUUGUCUGUGUGAUGACAGUUAAUACCUGUUUAUCUGUGUCUUUGUAUUUGGCACUUCUUCACUAUUUAUUGGUUUAAAUAUUGUUUGGGGGGUUUCAUUUCCUUCACUCUGAGCAGGAAAUUUUCCAAUAAAAAUGUGGAUUAUGUAAAUCCACAUCUAAAACACUGUA